CAUUCUGUAGCAGACCGUCGAACCGAUCGGACUCUGUUGACGUCGGACUAUUUUGAAAAGGCUAACGCGCGAAAUACACAUACCACAUAUAUACACACACGCGUAUCUAUGCAGUUUUCCAGUCGGCUAAAUAAAGUCAACAAAACAGCAACCUCAGAGUCAGCAACUUCUAAUUAGAAGCAGAAGAUAAAGAAGAGGAAGUAGAAUUUGAAGAAGUAGAAGAGGAGCAGGAGGAGGAGGAAGAAGAAGAAGAAGAAGAAGAAGAAGAAGAAAAGGAAGAAAAGACGGUGGCUGAGUUAGAACGAUUUCUCUAUUUGGAAAGGGUUGUCAACUGCGGUGUUGAUUUACAUCACCGAUAAAUAACGAUCACCGGAUCCGGCCAAUCGACAUCGAGACGAACGACACGCUUUCCCUAUUUUUUAAGGAAGCAAAAGAAAAAAAAAAGAAAUAAAGACUUACUUUCGAAAUCGACGUGAAUUAUAUAUUACGCGUCGUUGAGAAAGAGUCCUUUUUGAGAAUAACUGAUUACGUUUACGUUUGAUAUCGUAAUUAAGUAAUACUCGGGUGAUUAUAUUUGAAAAUUAAUUCAAUAUUUUCGAUUAAUCACCUCUGUUGUUCUCUUUCCUUCAUCCACAAAGGAAAUAGUUUCUUUAAAUCCUUCUUUUUCGGUAUCAGCAACAACUACAUCUUUACCACCAUCACCACCACCACUACUACCAUCAUACUACCAGCGCUGUCACGGAGUACUCGAAAAAACUCGUUUUGAACUUUCUAGAAGGCGCGUGGAGUUUCAUUUGAAAGUCAGGGAGAGAGAGAGAGAGAGAGAGAAAGGGAAAGAGAUAAAAUUUUAUUGAUAAAAAAAGAAGAAAGAUAGAGAGAAGGAUAAAGGAAACGAGUGUGGUAAAAGGAAAAAAAAGGAAGGUUAAAUAAAACUUGAUAAAAAAGAACUCGACUCUGCUUGUAUUAUCGUAACAACAGAGAUGGCGUUUAUGAUGCCGGUGAUGAAAAAUGAGUGGGACAUUUACAAAACCAAUCGAAACAGGAGAUCCUCCGAAUGUUCGAAUCCUCGUGCCUGUCGCAGUAGAAAGGUAUCGGAAUGUUCAAAAUCGGCAGGACCGUCCUUGUCGACAUCACCAGGUUCGGAUUUUCUAACCUCGCCAGCCCAUCGGUCUGUACCCUUGACUUCUCGACAUUUCUCUCGAGCAUCGUCAAGAGCGUCUCAGAGCUCGCUUCAGAGCCCAAGCAAAAGUACCGGCUCCUCUCCCCCAAAGACCGGUAGUUCCAAUUCCCUCAACAAGUUUCACAUUUGUCUCGUUGACAAACUUAAAAGAAGCUUGAAAAAAGGAGACGACGAUGAGGAAGAUCAAAGAAACUUAUCAUGAAACAGUUCCAGGGUUUCGAUGCGGACACAAGGCUCCGUUUCGAAACCGAUCGAGAUCCGUCGAACUUCGGCACCAGUCGCGACAAUUGAACCGAAUAGCGGAGUGGUGGCGCGAUCAUGUCCGAAUCAACCUUCGGCGUGGUAGUAAAUCUCUAAUAAAUGAGGAAAGAGAUGGGAAACGAAUGAAACAACCAACCAAUCAACCUACCAACCAAUCUACCAACCAAACUACCAACCAAUCAACAACCAACCGAUCAAACAACCAACCAACGGGAUGACCAAACUGGAUUGACCAGCUAAUAAGAGAGAAGUAUUCAAAAUGGCGAAUGUUAAGAGAAUCAGAAUGAUCAUUAAAUCAAUGAGGAUUUUAUAUAUUAUAAAUUCGAUUAAACAACGACUUUGAAAGUUUAACAACACUGAUAAUGAUGAUGAUGAUGAUGAUGAUGAUGAUGAUGAUGAUGAUGAUGAUGAUGAUGACAACAUUUUCUUGAUACAAUGCAAUCUAAAUUUUCUCUCUUUUUCGUUUCCCUUUGAAAAUUAUUCUUUCCUUUCAUAAAUAUAUUCGAAGAUUUAUGAUCAAUGGGAGAUUUCUAUUUUCAAUGAAAUCAUAUAUAUGUUUAUAUGGAAAAAAGAAAAUCUAACAAUAGCCAGCCCCACCACCCUCUUUCCCCUUCUCAGAAUGUUAUUAUCAUCGAUGGAAGGUUAUGUUAUCGAUUUAUUGUGCUUGAUAACGAUUGAGAAAGGAUUUUUUUAAGAUCGUCUCUGAAAUAUGCAGCUUCGUAUUCGAAGUUAACGAACGGAGAAGAAGAAGAAGAAGAAGAAAAAGAAGAAGAAGAAGAAGAAGAAGAAGAAGUAGAAGUAGAAGUAGAAG
Messenger RNA from Polistes canadensis, 2252 nucleotides. RefSeq lists its product as uncharacterized. Lineage: Eukaryota; Metazoa; Arthropoda; Insecta; Hymenoptera; Vespidae. Bases 981 to 1382 code for a protein of 133 amino acids. The transcript has 2 exons. The record is from RefSeq and is a predicted model, not a curated record.